CAGAUAGCAUAGACAUAGACUUCAAAAUCGAUAGUGCGUUAUUACUUGACGAGAAUGAGAACGAAGUUCUACCGGAAUUUGGAAGUGGAGCCGAGUACAGUGGCGAUGACGAGGAUAGCAGCGGUAGUGGAGAUGGCGAUGAAGAACGUGACACAACUCCUGUUGCAACUAAUGAUCCGUGUGCGGGGAUUGCAUGCCAGAAUGGUGGCCUUUGUCUACGAGAAUCGCAAAAUUUCAGAUGUCAAUGUCCACUUGGAACAUUUGGUGACUUGUGUGAAGAAAAUAUUGAUGUGUUAUAUCCAAAAUUCUAUGGUCACUCCUACAUGUACUUUAAGAAGCCUACAAGCGUAAACAUGUACAACGCCUUCGAAAUGACGGUCAAAUUCAAAUCAAUAGACCGUGACGGCAUCCUUGUCUUCGGCAGUCAAAUGGAGUCGCCAAGAGGAGAUUUCUUUUCCCUUGAGCUUCGAGAUGGCAGGGUUGAAUUCAGAUUUAGCCUCGGACUGCCAGAAGAGAAGAUUACAAGUAAAAUUGAGGUGGAAAUGAUGAAAUGGCACACAGUCACAAUUAACAGAGACAAUAACGUCGCGACUAUGGUUAUUGAUGGCGGAGACAGACUCACUGCUGUUGCCGAGGGUACGUACCAAAAGAUGUCGCUGAAUCAGAUGAUAUACAUCGGCGGUCAUACUGUCGAUGCAUACCAUAAAAACCAGGGCAAAGGUUUUACCGGCUGUAUUGAGGAAUUAAAGAUCAACGAUUACAUAUUUGACAUGAGGCAGCAACCGUUGGGUGAUGCAAUCGAUGGAAUUGAUGUUGGAGAGUGCACCAGUGGACUGUGUAUUGAAGACGCCUGCCUGAAUGGUGGAUCUUGUGUAGUGACAUCAGCAAAUAAUUAUCAGUGUAUUUGUCAGCUUGGCUUUGCCGGUGUCUCAUGCGAAAUUGAAAUUAAUUUGGUAGUGCCGUCCUUUGAAGGCUACUCAUAUUUGGCAUUUGAUGGGCUUAACAAAAAUCACUUGACAUUCUUUGAAUUAUCCAUGAUCGUGAAACCACACAAAUAUGAUGGUGUCCUUGCCUACUGCGCCCAGAGUUCAGACGGGAAAGGUGACUUCCUUUCGUUAAAUUUAGUUGGUGGUUAUGUGGAGUUCAGAUUCGAUUGCGGAUCUGGUCCAGCUGUGCUAAGAUCAUCUGAGAAAUUGGAGCUUAACAAGUGGAAUUCGGUGGGGAUUUCUCGUACAGGGCGUGAUGCUGUCCUAAUGGUCAACGAUGUGGCUGAAGUUAAAGGAAUGUCCCCCGGCGGCUUCUCACAAACUACAUUUAAUACGGACCUGUUCAUUGGUGGUGUACCAAAUUAUGAAAAUGUCGCCAGCAAAGCAUUACUGACUGUCGGGCUCGUUGGAGACAUUCAAAGGUUGAAAGUGGACGGUUUCCCAGUUGACUUAAUACAAGACGCCCUCUAUGGUAUUGGAAUCAUCAAUGCCAAUCAUCAUUGCAACUCUCUGCCAUGUGAAAACAACGCAGAGUGUCAGGCAGAUUUUGAUGACCAUAUUUGUCAUUGCCACAUUGGAUAUUACGGAGAAAACUGUGAAAAUGAGCAUGAUACCAGGAUUGAUGUUCCAAUGUUUAAUGGAAUAAGCUACUUAAAAUUCACCGGGAACCAGAUUCGAAGCGAAGAGCCAUAUUCAAGGCAUCAAUUAAUACCUCGACGCCUCCUCAACAAAAAAAGAUUGACUGGCUCUUUUACUGAAUUAUCAUUGGAUUUUCGCACAGAAGCCACUGAAGGUUUGAUGCUCUGGACUGGAAAGGCUGUGACUUUUUCUAGCGAUUUCAUGGGAAUUGGCAUAAACAAUGGUGUCCUUACAAUCAGCUACAACCUCGGCAGUGGUGUAACAAUGCUUAGAGACAACAGCACCGUGAACGAUGGCAAAUGGCAUACGUUAGCAGUCAGUCGUGUCAACAGAGAGACCACUCUCACUCUGGACACGAACAAAAUAGUAAAAACUGUGUCCAGGGGCUCAUUGUCAAAGCUAGACACUAACAACGGAAUGUUUAUAGGUGGCAUGAAUAAUAUUGAGGUAACUACCGGAAAUCGUUACCACACUGGAUUCAAAGGAUGUAUCCGUAACGUUAAAUUUGGAGGCAAGUCCAGCCCUUUGCCCAUACAAUUAGUCGGCGGUGCAGAGUCAGGCCGGAAUAUCCAUCAUUGUACCUAAUUACAAUCCCAUUCACCGCCUCAGAGCAAAGUAUCUAAAAACAAGUUUUUUAAAUAUUGGAUCCUGUGGCUAAUUCAAAAUUUCUUGCGUUGCCAUGGAUACAAUUGGACUGUAAAUGACAGGGCGUGAAAGCAAUUUACCAGGUUCCAAUUUGGAAUAAUUGUAUAUUUUUUACUCUAUGGUUUUAAUUAAGAAAUUUAAAUAGGAAUUGAAGUGGAGUAUAAACAGAAAUAUGAGGUUUUUAGACGACAAUAAUAAGAACUGCACUGUCCUGGAUUCUGUGGAAUUACAAGCUAAUGCCAAAGUACACGUAAUUGAUAGCCGAUCUUGCUGAUACCGAUUCAGGAAUUAACAAGCGUGGGAAAUUAAUGAACAAUCAGAGUGUAUGUGUGAUUCGAACAUUCCAUUUUAAGCCAUACUGAGAAAAUAAAUACGUACAUACACACUGACAAACAUACAGUUGUACAGACACAUGCAUACAUUACACAUAAUUAUAUAUUCCUUCAUAUACCAGAAUACAGUAUAUAAAAGAUAUUAACUUUUGGUAUGUUUGUUCAAGAUACAGAUCAUUCAUUGCAUCAGAACGAGAAAAGUUGACUAUAUUAGUGGCUAUCCUGUGUGAAUUCAUGGUUAAUUCAACUACAAAUUAUUAAUGUAUAGUGUGAACAGAGUCUAUAGGAAUAAAGCCCUGUGUGAACAGGGUUUAUAGGAAUGAAGCCCUGUGUGAACAGAGUCUAUAGGAAUAAAGCCCUGUGUGAACAUUACAUCAGUUGUCAGCCUUCAAACAGCAUACUGUGACUAGAAGGUACAACUUUUUUUAAGGAUUUAGAUAAUUUAUAGUUGGAAUCCAGAAAAGUGUUUAGUUCACAUCAGAACUAAAUAAAUUUAAAUUUAACCCGGCAUCAUGCUGUUUGAGCAACCUUGGUGACCUUCGACACCACCUGUCAAUCAUGAACAUGAAUUAAAGAUAUUGUAAAGUUGUACAAGAAGAAAUCCGUAAGAAAAUUAAUUAAACAUGCACUCCUGAAAUUGUAUAUGUAAUGUAGUAGUAGUACUCGGUGAUUUAUCCCUGUAAACAAAUGUAAAUCUGUAUAUAAUGCUGAAACACUAUAGAGGUGAAGCGAUGACCAAUUUUACUUGUGUGUCUAAUAAAAAAAAUUAUAAAAAUGUAAACUGCUAUGGUUAGUUUAAACAAAAAAAAUAUAUAAAAUGCAUAUUUUUGCUCACAUGGUAAAGGAACAUAAUAGGUACAGUAGUAUAUUGCAUAAAAUCUGUAGUAAAUGGUGCUCUAAAAUGGGAUGUAAAAUGUAAAUUUGCUGUUGAAAAUGUACCAAAUAUUGCAGUCCUUCCAGCAUGUAUUUUGAUUUAAAAAAGAUUGACAGCUUUAAAUUUGAAAAAAAAACAUUGAAAGAUGAGAAGAAAAAUUUUAAUUUUGAACUGGAACCCAAUCACUGUUAUUAAAGAUUGGUAUAUACCUGUAUAAUACUAGUGAAAAGUUUUAGAAAGUGUCCACAAUCUACCCUCAGGAUAGCACUGUCAAUCAAAGAUAUGGUAAUGUAGUAAACAAGGUAUUCAACUAUUAAGGUUUAGUUAUGUAAAAGUUGAUGUGAAUUUAAACAGCAAACAUAAGUUAAAAUGUAGUAGUAAUUGUUACAAGAAAAGUUAUAUUUUAUAAAUGUUAACUGGCUUGGUGCUGUUAUGUUUUCAGCAAUACUCUUUUUUAUUAGCAUUUCUAAUUUUAGAUGUUCUGUCAAAUGUUAGCACCACUAAAACUUUUCAAGAUGGUGUCUGAGUUCUGUAACUUUUUAUAAAAAAUGUGUUUUAUUAAUUUGGCUACAAUACACUUAAUAUUUUUUGUUGUUACAGAAAUAUUUAUUAAUUAUUUAAAUUAAUUAAACAGAUAAUUUCAAUGAUUGCAUUGGUUUUUGGCACUGAUCAUAUUAUGUGCUAAUAAUUUUGAAAAAAAAACAAUGAAUAAUUUUUCCAAAUAAACCUUGUAAAAAGGUAAAUAUACAAAAUUUGAUAUCAUACUUAUACAGUAAUUGUAUUUUGAAAAACUUAUAUUUCACCGUUGGAAUAUUUUGUGAAAAAAAAACAAGUUUUAAAAAUAUUGUUAAAAUUUCACAUAACUUUUUAUCAAGAAUUUGUUUGUUUACUUUUAAAAAGAUCAUUCAUUUGUUGAUAUGAAAAGUUUGGUGCUUAGCCCUUUUGUUUGUAUAAUUUCACCCAGCAGUUUUAAAUGUUGACAUUUUUUCCAUUGUUAGUGUUAUUUUUGUCUGACUUCUGUCAGAAAAUGUUGAAGAGCUUUUUGAUGUCAUAAUCCACGAUAUAUAUUGCAUUAUAAUAGUCCCACCCUAGAUUUUGUACUAAAGCUUACAUGUAUUAAAGGUGUUAUGCUACGCUC
Messenger RNA from Anneissia japonica, 4614 nucleotides. Its product is annotated as pikachurin-like. Lineage: Eukaryota; Metazoa; Echinodermata; Crinoidea; Comatulida; Comatulidae. Bases 324 to 2210 code for a protein of 628 amino acids. The transcript is spliced from 13 exons. The record is from RefSeq and is a predicted model, not a curated record. Gene Ontology annotation, molecular function: calcium ion binding.